UUACUUUGAGCACUUCACUGUGUUCGUGCAAUGAAACUCAUGUGUGUCCCUCACCACAGACCAGUCACGCCAAAUCUGAAACGCAGAUUGAUAGUCGCAGAAGGUUUCAUCUCGCAUCAAUCCAUCCAGGAUUGGAUUACGUGUUAAAUCCUCUGCACUGGGAUUCAGUUUUGUUCCUCUGAAGAUGCUCGCUUGUGGAUCGCAGACUGGGGACUUUCGCGGAAUUAAACGAGCUAAAGGCUGUGUGGUGAUAGCUGAAGCCUUCCUAUGAGGUGAGCAUAUCGGUGUGGACCCCCGGCUCCCCUCCCAGUGCCAGCAGCAGCAGCAGCAGGACUAAGGGAUGUCACAAGUAUUCCUCCUUCUGACCCUGCUCUGUUUCUCCUCCUGCACCCAGGUGUCAUCUGCUGCAUCCCUCAAAACUUUGAUGGCAAGAUGGAUGAUGUACCGAGAUGAAUGUUUUCUAAAUAUUAGCAGAGAACCACCGAUGCCAGGUAUUGUGUGCAACAGAACAUUUGAUAAGUAUGCCUGCUGGCCGGAUGCACUGCCCAAUACUACAGUGAGUGUGGCCUGCCCAUGGUACUUGCCCUGGCACAAGGAAGUCCAACACGGGUUUGUGUAUCUGGAGUGUGAUGCAGACGGACAGUAUAGCAAACAGAAGAAUGCCAGCGAAUGUCUAUCACAUGACCCCACACAAAUCAACAUGCAACACUACGGACGGAUCCUUAGUCAGUUCCGGACCAUGUACACCAUUGGAUAUUCCCUGUCUCUUGCGGCGCUGGUGCUGGCGCUGGGCAUCCUGGUGGCCUUUAGGAAGCUGCACUGCAUGAGAAACAACAUCCACAUGAACUUGUUUGCCUCCUUCAUCCUGCGAGCCUCUUCUAUUCUCAUCAAAGAUGCCAUGUUGGAAAGGCCUGAUGACUUCCAUGUUGGUCAGGACAUCACCAAUGAACUGGAGGUGGAGUGGCUGGUUAAAAACGAGACGGCGGUCGGCUGCAGGGUUGCAAUGGUGAUGAUGCAAUACAGCAUACUGGCCAACAACUACUGGCUGCUAGUGGAGGGCAUCUACCUGCACAGCCUUCUGGUCGUCACAGUCUUGAUGGAGAGGAAUUACUUCGCCAUCUACCAGUGUAUCGGCUGGGGUGCCCCUCUGAUAUUCGUGUUGCCGUGGGUGAUUGUGAAGUACUUGUACGAGAAUGAAGAAUGCUGGGUGCAGAAUAUUAACAUGGAGUACUGGUGGAUUAUUCGUUCGCCAAUCCUGCUGGCCGUGUUGAUUAACUUUUUCAUCUUCAUACACAUCAUCAAGAUCCUCGUGUCCAAACUGAGGGCGCACCAAAUGAGAUAUUCUGACUACAAAUUCCGGCUCGCUAAGUCAACCCUCACCCUGAUUCCGUUACUGGGGAUCCAUCCGGUCCUGUUUUCAUUUGUUACUGAUGAGUCUACCUCACAUGGUGCUCUAUCCCUGCGCCUCACAAAGCUAUUUAUCGACCUAUUCUUCAACUCCUUCCAGGGGCUGCUGGUAGCCAUCUUAUAUUGCUUCGUCAACAAGGAGGUUCAAUCUGAGAUUCUGAAGAAAUGGAGACGUUGGAAGCUUGGGAGGGACAUAGAGGAGGAGUACCGUCACACCUACAGCCAGUCCCUUCAGAUGAAGAGUGGCAGCAUCAUGGUCCCUCCUUCCAACCUCUCGCGGCUGCCUGAUAUCGCUACCACUACCUCCCGGCUCGGCAGUCCAGAAGAGAAGCAGAUGCUGGUGUCCAACAGCUCGAAUGGUAUGGGUACUGGAUUGCAGUUCACCUCCACACCACAAGAUAGUUCCACCUGCAGUUCGAUAACAGAGGACAUAGUGAUGGUGGACAGAGGAAAGUGUUGUAGCAUUCAACAGGACAAUGCCAAGAGCAACCUGUGAGCUCCAGAUGUCUUGCAGAAGAAGACCCUUAGCCCAACCACCCUCGCUUCUUCUGGCUGAGGGCCCUGAAGCAAGGAGCAAGAGGCGUGUGAAUGUGUGCGUGUUUGUGUGUGAGUUUGUGAGAGCACUGUCCUCUCUGAUGGACACAUGAUGGACACCCGUUCAUCACGUUACAUGGUGCUCAGUUGACACUGUCCCAGUCAGACAGGAUCAGCGGUGCGCAGAAGGUGGAUAUAUGUUAAAGAUUUGCACAAAUGUACAUGCUAACAAACUCAAUGAUGAAGAACAGAGUCUUACCUCUAGUCUUAUAUUGCUGUCUGUGAUGUUGAUGAUUUAGUAGAGAAACCCCAUUGGGACUGCAGGGUCCAAGAGGAACCAUCAAAAGCAAACAUCAACCAAUGCCUCUGGAUGAAUGGAAGAUUAAGAAAGAGAUACACUUAACUGAACUUGUCAAAAAGUUAACUAAACUGGGUAAUGCAUUCCAGAGUGCAUAAGCUCCAUUUGAAUCGAAGGAACCCCACAUGAAAAGACCAACUUGGACCUGAAUUUCCAUACAGGUUUAUGCUAAUAUGGUGCCGAUGGAUCAGCAAAGCCAAAAAUGGGUGAAGCUGAUUGGUCAAGGACAUUCUGCUGGUUAAGUAAGCAAAGAAGCCUUGUGGUGACACCAACACACCAGCAUUUUGUUUGCAUAUAUUUUGCAAUCAAUUGACACUUUUGGGUACAUGUAACACGUAAAGCUGUUUUUGUGUAGUUUAAUUAAAACCAUCUUUGUCUUUGUUAGAAAUUAAUUGCCAAGCUAAGGUAUAGAUAUAGACUGAUCAAGUUUCGACAGGUAUUACCCAUGUGCCUUUUUCUGUAGGUCAUAGACCCCAAUAUUAAAACAAAAACAGAAAGAUUCACCUUGCAGAGUAAGUGAAGUACAAAUCAGUCACCCAAUCUUCAGAGGUGAAAGUUGCUUAAAGCAGGUUCUGUAUAGCAAACAGGACUUCAAGUAAACAUUAGAUGAAUGUGCCACUAUUAAUCACGAUGAUUUGCUCCCUUCAAGGAAAUAUGCUUGGUAUACUCAAGCAUGCAAAAUACAGCCAUAUGUGAAAUGCUUCAAAGGGUCUGGGUCAAUGCCUUAAUGGAGUAGCGAGACAGAUCUGAUUCCCUUGUGUCAGCGGUCAGAGGAGAUGACUGUCCACCAGACAUGUUGAUAUGUUCAAGAGUCAGUAUUAGUUAGCAACUGCUUCUUCUCUCGCAUACUUCUCAUCUCCCAAUAGGCAUUCAAAUCCUUUGCCAUAGAGCUUUGAAAGUUGUUCAGGAAGUGUAGGAGGAACUGCAAGGACGAGAGCCAGAAAGCGAAGAGAAAAUUUAGAACAAAUUACAACCUAAGACAUCGAUCAAAAUGGUUCCUCACUCAGAGGAUGUUCAGUUCAAGAUAUGAUAUGCUAUAAAAAAAUAUGCAACCGCAAGACACUGAAAUGAGAUUGCGGUGAAGUGUAGAGGUGAAGUGUGUAAUUUCUACAACAUUAGCGCCACCGGAUCUGUUUGUUUGAGUGGCCCAGCUGAGCCAUAACAAUAAGGGUGUACUCACACUAGACACGGUUGCCUUAAACCGAGCCCGGUUUCUUCUUUCAGACGAAUCCAGUCGGCGUUAUAUAAAAAAUUG
Sinocyclocheilus anshuiensis is the source of this 3554-nucleotide messenger RNA. Its product is annotated as glucagon receptor-like. Gene Ontology annotation, biological process: cell surface receptor signaling pathway; adenylate cyclase-activating G protein-coupled receptor signaling pathway. Gene Ontology annotation, molecular function: peptide hormone binding; glucagon receptor activity; gastric inhibitory peptide receptor activity. The coding region runs from base 341 to 1903 and encodes 520 amino acids. The transcript is spliced from 14 exons. Gene Ontology annotation, cellular component: plasma membrane. The record is from RefSeq and is a predicted model, not a curated record. NCBI's taxonomy places the organism in Eukaryota, Metazoa, Chordata, Actinopteri, Cypriniformes, Cyprinidae.